AUGGGUCGAAGCCUCCUGCCCCUGCUGCUGCUGUCCUCACAGCUGGGCUUCCUGCAAGCUCUACAGUGUUUCCAGUGUCAACGAAUCAAUGCCAGUGGGGUUUGCGAGACUGGGGAAAGUGUCUGCCAGGCUAAAGGCAACCAGCAGUGCUUUCUGAGGAAGGUCUAUAAAGAUGACACCCUUUCAUAUGGAUAUCAAGGUUGUAGCAGUGUGUGUUCCCCUAUGACAAUCUUUUAUAUGGAUGUUGCUUUGGAGGAUAAAUGUUGCAAUGACUCACCUUUCUGCAACAAGUUCUAA
Molecule: messenger RNA, 297 nt
Organism: Odobenus rosmarus divergens (Pacific walrus)
Lineage: Eukaryota; Metazoa; Chordata; Mammalia; Carnivora; Odobenidae
Product: secreted seminal-vesicle Ly-6 protein 1-like
Exons: 3
Coding region: 1-297 (98 amino acids)
Source: RefSeq, a predicted model, not a curated record